Gigantopelta aegis is the source of this 1699-nucleotide messenger RNA. RefSeq names its product poly [ADP-ribose] polymerase tankyrase-2-like. Gene Ontology annotation, cellular component: cytoplasm. Gene Ontology annotation, molecular function: protein binding. The coding region runs from base 344 to 1459 and encodes 371 amino acids. Gene Ontology annotation, biological process: intracellular signal transduction. The record is from RefSeq and is a predicted model, not a curated record. Lineage: Eukaryota; Metazoa; Mollusca; Gastropoda; Neomphalida; Peltospiridae. The transcript is spliced from 2 exons.
UGGAUACGCAACGCCCUCUUCGCAUAAUCAGCGAUUACAAACGCCGAGUAUGGAAAUUAUCCGAUGUGAAAACGGCAACGGGAUUUCUUUUCAUUCAGCCCAUUCGAAAAACUGAUGGACAUUUUGUGCAGCUGCAUGAGAGAAGUAUAUAGCUUCUGUUGAAAUAUCUGAGGAUUUUACCUGAGAAUUGAGAGUCGGAUAAAUGGACUUACAGACUGUCGAUACCAAUCCUGAUUACGAACAUCUAACAUUUUACAGUAUGACGUCAUAAGCAACGUUUCAAUAGUCUAAAUUCACAUAUUCAUAACUGAAGUAGACUGGUUGUCCUGAUAACUUUAUCAAAAUGCCAGUAUCAAUGGACAAUAACAGCUUACUUUUUGAAGCAGCAAAAUGGGGGAAGGAGGACAAAGUCCGAAACCUACUUUUGGAAGGCUGCUGUAACAAACGUACCGACGAACAAGAACGGACAGCACUACACUGGGCGUGCGAAUACGGAUAUAUUCGAAUAGUGUACAUUUUGGUGAGUGCGGAGUGGGACAUUAACAAGGCCGACGCCAAAAAGCAGACGCCAUUACACAUCGCGUGCAACCACAGACGAGAAGACGUCGCCUCCUGUCUGAUAUCGCUCGGAUGUGACGUCAACGUGUAUGACGUCACGGGAAACACGCCCCUCCACAGAGCAAUUCACAUGAAUAUGGAAACGAUCACGUGCUUGCUGUGUAAGACGGGCGCGAGAGUCAGUGUCGCCAACAAACUGUUGUGGACGCCGAUUCACGAGGCUGCCAGGACGGGCAACGAGCCCAUCAUGCGGAUGUUGAUCAAGCACGGGGCUGACGUGAACGCGUGUACACAGAACCGCAUGACCCCGUUCCUGACCUGCAUCUUCUACUACAAAAUCGCGCAGAGGAACACGUACCCGAACCUGGACAACAUGCUCAGACUGCUGAUCGAGUCUGGGUGUCGCCUCAGCCAGGACGACGGUCAAUGGUCGCCGUUAAGCGCAUGCGUGUCCAUCGACAACAGCUUCACCGCGUCCCUCCUCAUCUACAACGGCUGCCAUUUCGAGAGGCGAGGCAAGUACACCCGGAGUCUGCUUGUGGACGCUUUCGCUAAGUGCGAGGCUUUCGUCGCCAAACUAAUGGUGCUGUCGGGGUACCAACCGUCGCCGGACGAAGUUGAUCAGUGUUCAAGGAGAAUUCCCGCUUUUUCUAGAACGUUCAUUCGUCUGGCUCAGCCGAUGUUGGAGCUCGGUAGCAGCCGACACGAACUACUGAACUGGCUGCGUGUGCGCAGUAAGUCGCCCAGAUCGCUGAAAGAGAUUUGUCGAGUGUCCAUCAGAAAUGGAUUAAACCUCGCAGCAGACGACAGACCAAUUGUGGACAGGAUAUUUAUUUUACCAUAUCCAGAAUGUCUCAAGAAGUAUAUAGCUUUAUCAGACUUUACAAGCGGGGCGGUUUGAAAAAUAGUUCACUAUAUUAGUAUAACAAAAACAUUAAUUUUAGCAUGCCCUUUCAGAGAAAUACAACAUCGAGGACAAACGGAUCAAGACAUUAGUGUUUAAUAAAAAUGGAUGUUCAUAAAUACGCCAAUCAAAGACAUACAUUGUAACCAAAGUUGACCAAUGGGCUAAAGAUAAUUUUGUUUACCAUAGUUGAAAAAAUGAAGUAAAGGAAGAACGUUUUCCCUUUUUAUUUGGAAA